CUGGUGUCUCCUUCCUUCCCUACGUGCACAGCUAUAUAAUAUCACAAAGGUUUAACGCCGGCCGGAAGAUUAAGUCCAAAAAAGAUCUUAUAGCGAACCAUGGCGCACAGAUACAAGGAAGAAAGUGAGCCACUUCUAUCUACUCCCAGUACUCUUUGUAGUUCCUACGAGAGCGCCACACCUAGGGCACCACCACAGUUUGUUAGAAAUUUAGCCACGGCGUUACCAGAAGGAAAAACACACCACCUGUUCUUCUCUCACAGUUCUGACGACCAGCAAUGGGUUCAGGAGUGGGUCGAACAACUGGAACAAGACUAUGGGAUCAAGUGUCUGUGGCCUCCGAGAGAUUUCACUCCUGGGAAGCCGAUUGCUUCUCUUAUUGAAGAUGGAAUGUCACGUGCUAUGAGAAUAGUUAUGGUUUUGUCGCCAGAGUACAUCGACAGUGGCUGGUGUUCCUACGAAAGACACCUGGCGUUUGUUUUGUCUGUCCAAGAGAGACGGAACGGCAUCAUUCCAGUGAUGCUGAAACCCUGCCCCGUACCAGACGUGCCGAGAACCGUCAACUACAUCGACGUCACCAAGGGAGAGAAUGCUGUUUGCAAGAUUAAAGACGCACUGUACCAAAAAUGUGAACUUAAGUACAUUCUGCCAAACGUCGGUCUUCAGUAUCACCAACAAGAUAAAAAUGGAAUGAAAAUCUCAGUAUCAGCUGAAAAAGAAAACACUUCUUCAGUGCGAGGGACAGCCUGGUACUUUAAAAGUCUAUCAACGUAUCAAGACCAGCUGUUAAGGAAAAUGGGAUCAAAGAUUUCGAGAGAGUUGCACGAUCUUACAGUGACGGAGUUAAACUCUUUGUUUUAUAUGAGGAUCUUUGGGCUGGUGAAACGCACCGCUACUCUCUAUUGCUUCAGUUUGCUCGUCUUUUUCGGUUACUAUUCCUGCAGCGUGUUAGGGGGUUGCCUAAUGUUUAUGAAUCAUGAGUACGACACAGACUGGAAUGCUCUCGUCACGGUUACCAUAGGAUUGAUGACUCCAGGUUUCAUGAUUUUAUACAUCCCACUGAACAUGCUGAUUCGGAGACAAAUCAAGCAACAGGGGAUCAAAAAAGCGCGGCAAAUCUUGAAAGCAGAAUCUAUUGAAUGGUUUCAGAAGAGGAAAAUAUUACUUUACUUCAGCCAAGAAUCAAUUCCUACUCUGCAGUUCAUGUUCUACGACAUGGAUCUCUGCCAGCUUUAUCUAAGAGACUGCUUUCUCAGGAUGUACAAUGCUAGUGCAGAGAAUUCCGAAAAAGAGGCUCUUGCCAAACGUGUGGCAGACCACCACAUAAGACUGUUUGUAAGCAACAACUACGACCGAAUUUUACAGUGGAACGACUUGGACGAAUCGAUUCAUGAACGCCAUGCCACCGUGAUGAGGAAAAAAUGUCUGUGCGAGAUGAUAGAAGAAGAUUUGUGGCCAGAACAGAUGAUAUGAUA
Messenger RNA from Gigantopelta aegis, 1475 nucleotides. RefSeq lists its product as uncharacterized. Lineage: Eukaryota; Metazoa; Mollusca; Gastropoda; Neomphalida; Peltospiridae. The record is from RefSeq and is a predicted model, not a curated record. Gene Ontology annotation, biological process: signal transduction. The transcript has 9 exons. The coding region runs from base 100 to 1473 and encodes 457 amino acids.